UUUAACGGACUUUUCGUUGUCGUUGGUUAGAUGUUCGUUCUGUUGGCUAGUGUUCUUUCGCGCGAAAAGUGGCUGCUGAUUGUGAACCUCGUGCAGUAUUAAAUUGUCUAACAUUAUAGGAGCUGAUAAGAAUUUUAAUUUUGUUUGUUCAAACUUUUUGAAGCCAUAAAAUGUCUGGAAGAGGAAAAGGUGGUAAAUCAAAGGGAAAGGCAAAGUCCCGUUCGAGUCGUGCUGGUCUCCAGUUUCCUGUUGGUAGAAUCCAUAGAUUAUUGCGGAAAGGGAAUUAUGCAGAACGAGUUGGUGCUGGUGCUCCAGUUUACUUGGCUGCUGUUAUGGAAUAUUUAGCUGCUGAAGUUUUGGAGUUGGCUGGAAAUGCUGCAAGAGACAAUAAAAAAACGAGGAUUAUUCCUCGUCAUCUUCAGCUUGCCAUUCGCAAUGAUGAAGAACUGAACAAGUUGUUGUCUGGAGUAACCAUUGCCCAGGGCGGAGUGUUACCAAAUAUCCAGGCUGUGCUCUUACCAAAAAAGACGGGCCAAGCUCCAGUUCCAAGCAAGGGUGGGAAAUCCAAAUCUCAGUCUCAGGAAUAUUAAAAGCGUUCAUAACAUUACAACAGUGGUAUACUAGUUGAAACAUUUUCAGUGGUAUGCACAUGUAAGAAAGUUGGCAUUAAAAUACUUAGUUGAAUAUAAAUUCGUGUGGUUCUGCUAUAAAUUGAGUGAAUGUUUCAGCCAACAAAUGUUGCACGUUUUCUUUCUCAAUAAAAUUGUAAAAAUUAUGAUUGUCAUUGCUCCAUUGUUUAUUAUGAAAACGACUUAUUUUCAAAUGCCAUGUUUCCUGAUCUCUGCCAGAUGAAAGAAGCACUCACUAUUUUUGGAAGGUGAGAUUUUAAUUACCAACUUCAAGGGAUGUGAUGUGUUGUUUCUUCUGCCUUAUGUGAAGGUAAUGUUGUAAAUGAACUUAUGAAGAAAAAUUCAGUUGUACAUGAAAUGUAAAAGAUUUCAUUUGUGAGUAAUAAACCAUUGACCAGUU
This is a messenger RNA of Zootermopsis nevadensis, 1029 nucleotides long. Its product is annotated as histone H2A. Lineage: Eukaryota; Metazoa; Arthropoda; Insecta; Blattodea; Termopsidae. Gene Ontology annotation, molecular function: DNA binding; structural constituent of chromatin; protein heterodimerization activity. The record is from RefSeq and is a predicted model, not a curated record. Gene Ontology annotation, cellular component: nucleosome.